AUGAAUUCCAUCAAAGUGUUGGUACAUUCAUUUGAUAAUAUUCUUCCCAAUUCAGUUUCACAGAAUUCAGAACAGUAUGACAAAAAUGUUGAACAGAUAAAUGAAUUAGACCGAGCGGAGGAUGAAACAGCAGAUGCAGAAGAUUCAGAAGAUGCAGAAGAAGAACAAAAUUCCCAACUCAAGAAAAACUCAGGGUCAUUUGUAUCAAAACAGACCGCGUUAGAAGAAGAGGGACUUAACGAGGAAUCAUGUAAAGUACUCGAGAAAGAUCGACAGCAUUUGAAGGAAAAGUUGACCGCGGUGAAAAUAGAAGAAAAUGAAAAUAGUCUUCGAACUACUGGUUACCAUAAGAAUAACCUAGGGGAAGAAGAAACAAAAAAAACAAAAGAAGCAGAAGAACAAGAUGAUGAUGAAGAAGAUGAAGAAGAAGAAGAUGAAGAAGAAGAAAACGCAAUCACAAAUAGUGAAGAGAUUAAUUUAAUUGGACUGGAAACACGUCUCAACGAUGCAACAUUGGUUGAUCAACCAGAGUCGGCUUACUCAGUCCUUUUAUCCAUUUUAUACACCAUGUGGACAAUCAUAUCUUUCCUUCCAAAGUAUCUUAUUGUGAAACCCAUAACUCUUGCGUUUAAGAUUAUCCUAUACCCAUUUGUAUUGAUCAAGGCAUCUCUUGGAUUUGGCGAUAAACAGCUGAUUGAAUCACCACAAUUCCCAUUUAAUGAAAAAGAAUCAACUUAUGACUCCAGUAACCAAGAAGACGAAGAAGAAGAAGCCGAUGAUCCUCUUGUCACUAGAGAAAAACCUUCAUCGUCGUCGUCGUCGUCGUCGACGUCUUCAUCAUCUUUUUCUUCCUCCUCCCCCACUCCAUUAUCUCCAUCGAAGCAACGACGGGGUGAACUUGAGAAUCUACUGGAACAAGAUGAAUACCAGCACGAUGACGACGAUGUUGAAGAUAAAAAAUUACGACAACUAAAGAAAGAUAGCAUAAUGGCAAAUGAAGUCAAGUCUCCUACAUCAUUUUCCAAGUACUUGAUACCUCCCCCUAUUCGGUUGUAUCCGUUAUCACGAAACCCACAUAAGAAAAAUAAGAAAAAGAUACUUAUUCUUGACUUGGAUGAAACACUUAUCCAUUCUCUAUCUCGGGGCUCGCCUCGAUCAUUCCACUCGAGUGGAUCACAUUGCAAGAUGAUUGAAAUCAGAAUCAAUAACAUGUCCUCCCUUUAUUAUGUCCACAAACGUCCAUAUUGUGACUAUUUUCUACGAGAAAUAAGUAAAUGGUUUGAGUUGCAAAUAUUUACGGCUAGUGUUAAGGAGUAUGCUGACCCCAUCAUCAACUGGCUUGAAGAAGAAAUCAGCGAUUCUUUGAACAAGCAGAAGAAUUUACAACAGAGUGGCGGUGGUCACGGCGGUGGUCACGGCGGUGGUUCUCUCAAAUCAACGCGUCAAAAGAUAUUCACAAAACGAUAUUAUCGAAACAAUUGCAGCUAUAGACCUGGGGUAGGUUACAUCAAGGACCUAUCAAAAUACAUCCGUGACGACGAGUUGAAAAAUGUAAUGAUUUUGGACAAUUCACCAAUCAGUUAUGCUUUGCAUGAAGACAACGCUAUUAGCAUCGAGGGGUGGAUCAAUGACCAAAACGAUCGAGACCUUUUAAACUUGCUCCCGCUUUUGCAUAGCUUGAGUCUUUGUAUUGAUGUGCGGUUUAUUCUUGGAUUAAAGAAUGGGGAGAAAUUGUUUGAAUCAUGA
Lodderomyces elongisporus is the source of this 1746-nucleotide messenger RNA. RefSeq names its product Nem1-Spo7 phosphatase catalytic subunit (gene NEM1). The record is from RefSeq and is a predicted model, not a curated record. Gene Ontology annotation, molecular function: phosphoprotein phosphatase activity. Lineage: Eukaryota; Fungi; Ascomycota; Pichiomycetes; Serinales; Debaryomycetaceae. The transcript has a single exon. Bases 1 to 1746 code for a protein of 581 amino acids.